Molecule: messenger RNA, 4016 nt
Organism: Sclerotinia trifoliorum
Lineage: Eukaryota; Fungi; Ascomycota; Leotiomycetes; Helotiales; Sclerotiniaceae
Source: the annotation of a GenBank genome assembly
UCUUUGAUUCACUCAAGUCAGACUCAUAUUUUAAAAUUAGAUUAAAUCUUCUGGUUAUCUGUCUGUCUGUCUGUCCAUCUUCCUUAUCGCCACCAUUUUGACAGAGUUUCCCACCUACCUGUGCGAAGAGCAGAGUCUAACUAUCUGUAACCGCACUGAACCUGAACCUGGAUCGACCAUCAACCUGAUGAGCCUGAACCUGAACCUGAACCUGAACCUGAACCUGAGCCUGAACCUGAGCCUGAACCUGAACCGUUCAUCUUCUUCUUCCUCUUCCUCUUCCUCUCGCGCCAAUCCAAGAUAAUUUCCGAAAACGACGCCAACCUCUAUUCUCCAUUCUACAUUCUACAUUCUACAUUCUACUCUCUACUCUCUACUCUCUACUCUCUACUCUCUACCCUUUACUCCUCUUACUUUCAAGGUUGGUUUAUUAUUCCAUCUUCAGCUUUCCUCUCGGCAAAUCAAAAAUAUCUUCCCUGAUUUAUCAUUUUCAAUAAACCGACUUGGCUCUCUCCUUCAUCUCCCUCGGUCUAUUGAAUACUCUCUUUGCAUCAUCAAACAUGGGAAGUUUUGUUUUUAAGUGGUAAGCUUUUUCUUUUCCCCCCUUCGUUCACUUGUCUGGCCCUCAUCGCUCCCAUUGUCCAAUGAUGAUUUCGAAAAUUUAAGACCCUGAGAUAACUCCUCUCUCUUGCAUUGCGAUCUCCAUUAUCUGCGAACAUGGGAAACUUAUGCGCAAGAUGAUCUUCUACAAUGGCACAAACCUUUCCUGACUUUUGACUCCUCUUAUCAAAAUGAUCCUUUUUCAAUAGCUAAUAUUAUGGUUGUUAGGGAACAUCCUGCUGAAGAGGUCUUUGUUACUGGAACAUUCGAUAACUGGUCCAAGAGCGAAAAGUUGGUAAAGACUGGAGACGUCUUCCAGAAGGACGUCCAACUGGCAAAUGCUGCAGAAAAGAUUUAUUACAAGGUGAGCCAAAUUUGAAGGGACAUGAUGUUGGACUUGAUGUCGGAAAUUGUUUAUGGGUAACAGGAAUCAUGGUAAUAUUGAUUUGCGAUCAAGUUUUCAUUGAAGGAAUCGAGGUGGUCAGUCAAAUGCGCCUAGUGAUUCAAAUUCCACUUCUCAAAGGGCAUGCGUCAAAGUGAGACUUGCAGCUUUAGCAGAAGCUGCAGAACCUCCACUUAUGACGCAUGCAGUUACUUUUGCCCACUCACUAGAGAAAAAAAACUUUCUUGAAGAGAUCAGGCUUCGAAAGUUGGCAAUUUACUUUCCUAAUAAUAAACAGGCUUCUUGGUUGCAUGGUUAAUUUAGUCGCACACGCUGCCUUUUGGUCCGGCCUAUUCCCCAACCCCGCUUGUUUGUUUGCUUCAGCUAUGUUCAGCUCCGACCUUCUUUAGAAAGACAGCCUGACCCAUUUUCAAUUUUUUCUGCCAUUUUUCCUCGGACUUGCAAAAAAAUUCCCAAGUCUUCAGAAGCUAAUUGAAUCACUUAACAGUUCGUUGUCGACGGUAACUGGGUUACAGAUCACACCGCUCCUCAAGAAAACGACGCUUCGGGGAACCUAAACAACGUCCUCACGACGGAUAGAAUUGUGAAGCAUACACCUGCGACUGCUGGAAUCAUGUCUGGCGUGGCACCAACCUCAACUACGUCAGAGUUGGCAAAGAAUGUUCCUCUUGAAAAGGAGAAAUCUCCACUUGAACAAAAUGGCACCUCGGCUCUGCCUGGAGCCUUCCCCGAAACUCCUGCUGCUGUGGAAACCGGUGAUUUCUCUGUAAAUCCUCUCCCCGCUGCAGAUGGUGCAGUCAACCCUAUCAAGCUCGCACCGGGAGAGAAAGUUCCAGAUUCAGGCUCUUUCACCACCAACACUGUCACUUCCGGUGUACAUGAUGAUCCUGAACUUGUCGCUGCGGACAAGGCCAAAUCCGAGUCCGAGCCGACAUUUGGUGUCUCACCGCUUCCCGCUUCCGCCGGUGCGGUUAAUCCUAUAAAACUUGCACCUGGGGAGAAGAUCCCUGAAUCAAGUGACUUUACUGCCAACACCAUCCACUCAACCGUUCGUACUGACAAAGAAUCGUAUGAAAACAGUGGCGCAUUUGGCAAUGCUCCUAUUCUUCCCCCUGUCGUUACUCCUCAGGCUGAGCGUGAAGCGCAUGGUACUGGAAUUCUCGAUUUGCCUCCUGCGGCCAAGAACUUGAUUCCUGAGUCAAGCUUGCCAGUCGGAGAAGGUGGCGUAGGAACAUUCGAUGGAACAAACCCAACCAUCCAGUCCGUGGGUCCUCAAAGCACAACAGCAAUGCUUGCCGCCAAAGUUCCCCUCGAAUCAGCAAAGGCGCCAGCGGUGGUCAAGGAGAGCCAGAAGAAGGCAGGAGCUGCUCCAGGAGCUAGCGCCAUUCCAUCCGAAGUUUCUGAAAAGAGCGCAGUUGAGAAGGAACUUAAGAAGGAGGUUGAUGUUGCCCCAACAACUUCUGAGGGCGUCGCCGGUAAGGGCACAACCAAAACCGAAGAGGGUGUCACCGCCGCUGAGGCUGCCGCGGCUGUUGGAGCGGCUGCUAUGGCUCUGGGAGGUGCUGCGUAUGCUGCAGCCUCUGCUAUCCCAAGCAGGCUUCCAGAGAGCGUUACGAGCAUCCCAAGUAGGCUUCCAGAGAGUUUGACAAGCAAAUUGCCAGAAUCUGUUCAGCAAUCAAUUAACUCGAUAAAUGCCACAGGGACCGUUGAUCAAACAACUGCCGAGGACACUCCAGAAAUCGUAAAAAAAUCCAUUAUUGAGUCAGGUCAAAGCCCAGAGGCUGCUGCUAACGAUGCAGCUGUUCUCGAUAAGAAGGCUGUUGAGGAGGAAUUAUUGUCCGAAGUCAGGUCAGAGACAUCUACCGCCAAAGACACCCCCGCGGUUGUUAAGGAGUCAAUUGCGAAGUCAGGUCAAAGCCCAGAGGCUGCUGCCCAUGAAGAGGCGGUUCUUGAUAAGAAGGCUGUUGAGAAGGAAUUGCUGUCCGAAAUCAAACCGGAGAUCUCAACUGGUGAACCUGCACCAAAAAUUACCUCUCCAACAGACGUUGAGCCUGCUAAAUUGGAAGCUCCUACUGGCCCAGUUGUCACUAGCGGAGUCGCCUCUGUGGACAUCCCAACCACCUCAACUGCUGCUGCGCCUGCCGUUACCAGUGGAGUGGAAUCAACUAACGUUCCAACUAUCUCUGGUCCAACACCAACCGAGACAAAACCAGUCGAUUCCAGAGAUGUUUCACCACACACCAACCUCGCCAGUGGUGAGCAGACUGCACCCGUUGUUACCAGCGGAUUGGGCUCUACCACAACUGCUGAAACAUCGAAUGCUGCUCCAGCCACUCCUGCGAAGGAGAAUGCUACACCGUCCACAGCAAAAUCCUCCGUUGAGUCCGCUACUCCAUCUAGCACCCAUGCCGCAGACAGCCCUGCCAACUCCGCAGCGGCCGAUAAGAAGAAGAAGCGCACUAGCUUUUUCGGAAAGUUGAAGGCGAAAUUCCACAAGGAUUAGGGGAACGAUAAUGGUGGCUGAAUGAAAUGGGUAUGGUAAGACAAACGCAGCAUCUGUAUCCUUGGGAGGCACACUUUUUUUUUUCCUGAACUGUACGAUAUUACCAGCUCCUUGUUUUUCUUGUCCCAGGAACAUGUAAUGUGGAGGAAGGGGUUGAAGGGGGGAUAAGCCUAAAUGAGGGGAGAGUCUGAAUUGUGCUUUUUGAUACCGGCUGAGUUACCCCUGCCCGCCCUUGCUGCAUUGAAUUUUCUAGUUCUCGUUUUACAAAGUUACAACAAAUGGUUCUCUUGACUUCGCCGACAUUCUGGUGUUAGUUGGUAUUUAGUCUAGUUAGUGAUUGAUUGAUUGAUGAUGGGUUUAGUCGAUUCAUGAAAGAUAAAUUGGGAGUGGAGGAAAGCAAACAAGCGUACCACUUUGGAAAAUUGUAAAUACAGGCUUUUUCCCAUCUCACUAAUGAAAAAAAAAACUGCAUUUUCAAUAUUUCGACGUCGUGGAUUCAAGCUUUGAAUG